Molecule: messenger RNA, 2810 nt
Organism: Botrytis cinerea B05.10
Lineage: Eukaryota; Fungi; Ascomycota; Leotiomycetes; Helotiales; Sclerotiniaceae
Exons: 2
Coding region: 183-2429 (748 amino acids)
Source: RefSeq, a predicted model, not a curated record
GUUGUUUGUGUUCAAAUGCAGAAGGAGGGAAGGAAGUGCCUCCCUCCUAGUUGCAUAACCUUAUUUUUCUUUCACCUUGAUGCAUUUCCAUACAUUUAUCAAACCCCACGCAAAACAGCAAAUCGUGCUCUCUUUGUUUCCUUCUCACCAGAUUCCUGAACUCAUGAUUGUCAUCUUACAACAUGGAUCUCGAAAUGGAGGAUCUUCAUAAUACCACUGAUACAUGUGUCUUUGAGUAUUGUGGGAUGGGAGAAGAUACAUUGGAAGAGGGAGAGUUGAUUGAAGGGCCGCCGCAGAUCCCUAAUUUCAGAGCAUUUAAGCUCGCUACAUUUAAAGCCAGGGAUGAAGCAGAUCGUCUUGCCAAAACAGAAACAUGGGAGGAUAAUUUGACGAGGGAGAAAGCGCGGAAUAAGCUUAUUGGAAACGUGGAAAAAGCGACAUGUACACGAAAGCUUCAAGCGGAAGUACCUCUUACUUCUUCCACCCCUUCGCCAUCGCCCCAGGACUCAAUGUGUAGUAAUACUCGGCAGGGAUCCAUGGAUUCUGAGAUGAGUGGUUGGACAGAAGAAGAAGCAGAGCAGGAUAUCCACGAUGAAAUCUAUGGGGAUGCGUACGAGGAUAUAUAUGGCGAUUGUUAUUGGGACGCGAAUGUAGAUAUACAUGAAGAGAAUCUUGUUUCAGAAAGUCUCUCGCGUACAAGACGGAAGAAACCGAAUCGAAGAAAACAAAGGAAGAAGGCAAAAGAGCUUCAAUCUUCGCUACAAACCCAUGGAUUACUUCCUGUCCCUGUUCCUCUUUCUCUGCAACCUCUACAGGAGAAAUCAAUUGGAACGGCUUUGCAUCAUAAUGAUACGGCUCUUCGUCCCAAGCCAAAUAACAACCAGCAGGAAGUUAGUAGGGAAAUAACUAUGGAGCGAAGCGGUUCUGGAGUAGUUACUCUGCAGCAAGAGCGUCUGAACAAAAUCGCGGAUCUACGCAAGAGAAUAAUGGCACGCAAAGCUUUGCUACAAACACAGGGUCUACUUCCUGUAUCCCCUUCUCGGCAAAAUGCGAAAGAGAUUUCUAUUCGAAUUCUCCAAGAUGAUAACACCGAAGCCAACAUCUUUGGACCUCAUAACCUCCAGGAAGAGGGAAGAAGACGGAAAACUCUCUCGAGAGUGAAACUUGGAAGUCUCGGUUCCGGAUCCAGCCCACAGAAGAAGGAUCCAAGUCAACAUAUCAUGAAGAGCCCAAAAACAUAUCAAGUCAGGCUACAAGAGCUGAGGGAUAAGAUGAGAGAAAAUAUACAACAAAGUACAUUGGCUCGACAAAAAACAUAUGGGAAGGCAACUUUCCCUCCUCAGUCUACGCAAAACAAUUCCCAGAUUAUUUGUAGAAGUCAUGAAAACAAUGCUCCAACCUCACUUCAGCAGGAGAAAGAUGCUACAGUGGAUAAAUAUCGAGAACCAAGUACUUCAAUACCAAACGAAAUUAGAGUGUUGAUAGAGAGAGAGGAGCGAAGACAAAGAUCAUCGGUACUAGAUAGUAUUGGGUUGGCGCAAAAGAGAAAAGAAAAACAGGACCAAGAGCUUUCGGCACCGGAACGCAUCAGAUUAUUAAUAGAGACUACCAAAUCGAGGAGCGUGCCUAUCAAGGUUUUCGAUGUCGCGGAGAAGAUAAACUUAGCGAGAGUGCCAAAACGAGCUGCAUUUUUGGAGAAUAGUUCAUCGUUUCACGCACCUUCUGCCUCUCAAAACCCUUGGCAGAAAAAUUCUUCUUUACACAGUGAUGGAAGUCGAAAAAUUUCACAACUUGAGCGUGAGCAAGAGACUUUCCCCCCGGAAAUGGCGGAAGACGGGGAACCCCUUCCAGCACUGAAAGAUACUGAAUUUCUACCGGAGAAUUUGAACAUGGAAACAGACCCUGUUAUUGAAUAUGAAGACCAGGAAGAAGCUACCAAAUCAUUUCCCAUAUCCCAAAACAUUGGGGAUAUAUUAGACAAUACGAGGCGGUACGGCACAAAAACUGAAGAAGUCAUGCAAGAGACUUCACUGAGAUCUGACGCCAUGAUUGAGGAUACGUCAGAAGAUAUCUGGCCUAGGGCUAUUUCCGAGAUUUUCUCACACCUUUUGUUCAUGUCGGAAGAGUUCGAAGAAAUCAUAAAUAUGGGAAAUGAAUGGUUUGGCUGGCUAGGAAUGGAUACUGAUAUUGAUACCGACAUUGAAGAUUUGAUCGAUCCAACUAUAUCCUCACCUAAUACGACUAUCGAGUACCUAUCGGAACCAGAAGAUAGCGCACCGAGAGCCACGUCCGAUAUCUUAUCAGAACUAUUUAUCAUAUCAGAAGAUUUCGAAGAUAUGAUAAACACAGAGGAUGAGUGGUUUGGUUGGCUGGGGAUGGAUAUCGAUGUUGAAGAUUUCGCGGGAGGACUAGAAUGGAUAGAAGAGUGAGAAAGUUUUCAAAUAUUAUGGGAUUUUAGGAACUCUUGGGAAGGUGAUGGACUGGGCUGGCUAGGUGCUAACACCCAUAAUGACGAGGUCCAAAUAUCUGUAUCUAUUGGAAGUCAACUGUAGAGUUUAUCUCUACCUGUGAAUGUUAUGAAGAUGUUCUGUACAGGUCUUGAAGCGUUAAGGGAAGAGGUUCUUUUAUUUAAUUCAAGUUCCAAAGAGGAGGUGGCUUGUCUUUUCUGUGGAGUGGAAUGUAGGAAGCAUAUUCAUAUUGGCAGUUGCUAGAAUAUUUUUGUGAUAUAUUAUCUAAAGCGGAUUGGUUUGUCUGCAGGAAGCAUUCGGAUGUACACCAGCAAACGUGCAUACCAAUAAACUCUGAAAACA